Molecule: messenger RNA, 576 nt
Organism: Geodia barretti
Lineage: Eukaryota; Metazoa; Porifera; Demospongiae; Tetractinellida; Geodiidae
Source: the annotation of a GenBank genome assembly
AUGGCUGUUGAACCACGAUACGCCGGCAUCCCGUCGGACGAGGCUCCGGGGAGUGAGAGCGGGCCGCUGGCGCUGCUCCCCGGCGAAGAACGGAUUACAGAAGCCCCCGGCGCGGGCGGCGCACUGUUCGUUCUCACAGACCGACGGGUCCUCUACGCCGGCGGCAGUGAGGACCGGAUCAUCGCUGAAUCAGCUCGUCUCACGGACGUGGCAGCGGUGAGGCUCGAACGCAGGUCGAGGGACAGGCGAAGCGCAGUAUGGGGUGUCAUAGGCCUCCUCGCCGCGAUCGCUGUAUGGCAGGUGACCAGGAGCGAGUCCGUCGGCGCGAUCGCGGCUGCCGUCGUUGGCGUUGUCUCGAUUGCGCUGCUGGCCGACUACUGGCUCAGGCGGCCGGGGAUCAUGUUGACGUUCCUGACGCCGGGCGGCCCGUUGGGAGGGCAGGUGGAGGACGCAGAUGCCGGGGCCGCGCAGGUUUUUGCGGCGAAGUUCGAACGCCAGCGCGCCGAAUUGAUCCGGCGGACGAGGCCCGGUCCGCCUUCCCGACCGUUCGGGGCCGUGAGGAAUCCUCUACUUUAG